AUGUCCCUGCUCUGUGUAGGAGUGAAGAAAGCCAAGCUGGAUGGACCCCAAGAGAAGUUCAACACUUAUGUGACACUGAAAGUACAAAAUGUGAAGAGCACAACCAUCGCUGUCCGGGGCAACCAGCCCAGCUGGGAGCAGGACUUCAUGUUUGAAAUAAACCGGCUGGACCUGGGCCUGACUGUUGAAGUAUGGAACAAAGGAAUGAUCUGGGACACAAUGGUCGGGACCGUGUGGGUUCCGCUCAACAGUAUCCGACAGUCCAACGAGGAGGGUCCCGGAGAGUGGCUCACGUUGGACUCUCAAGUCAUAAUGGCCGACAAUGAGAUCUGCGGCACCAAAGACCCCACUCUGCACCUGGUGCUGCUGGACUCACGCUUCGAACUUCCUCUGGAUAUCCCUGAGGAUGAAGCACGCUACUGGGCCAAAAAACUGGAACAGAUAAACGCCAUGAGGGACCAAGAUUAUUCCUACCAGGAAGAGCAGGAGCGGCCAUUACGAAUGCCAGGAAGCCAGUGCUGUAACUGGAGCCUAUGGGGAGACCAGCAAAAUGACGACCAAGACAGCGCUGUUGACGACAGAGACAGCGACUAUCGAAGUGAAACAAGUAACAGCAACCCUCCUCCUUAUUAUAGCACAUCUCAGCCCAACGCCUCUGUCCACCAGUAUCCCAUCAACAACCAGCACCGCAGCUCCAGGAGUUACUCCUAUCCACGCUCCGGCAACAGCCAAGACCCGGACUACCACCACCAGAGGACGGUCAGCCCGACCGGGAGCUACGCCUCCUCUGCAGAGCUCAGCCGCUGCAGCAGCCAGUUGAGCGAGGAGGACUACGGCGGCGAGUACGGCGAACGAGACCCGUACGAUGAAAACGACUCGUACCACUCGUGCCACUCGUCCGUCAGCUACAGCAAAGGCUCCCCAGACUGGGACGAGACUCAGGCUGCGUACAGCGACGAAGGCGGCUACAGCAAAGACGGAGGAGAAGACACCGCUCUGUACGAGGAGGAGGACGGGGAGCUGUACGAGGAGGGUCUGUACGAAGACGACGAGAUCAUGUACGACGAGGAGGAUUUGUAUCAGUUAGAUGGCACUCUCAGCGAGGACAUGGAGCCUCCGUUCACCCCCACGCCAACAAUCACGCCGCAGCACUCUUUGGACGUUCCCAGCUCCAGACCGCCGCUGGAAAAGCAGUCAUCCAUCAACCAACAACAACCACCGGCUCCACACGCAAAUCAAACCCAAAACCAGACGCAUCCGGCAAACGUGCCCCCCGCGACGCAGCCGACUCCAACCGCGGCGCAACAACCCAAACAGCCGCAAGCCCAGCCACAGCCCGCACCAGCUGCCACAUCCUUCUUCUCUAUGGCCAAACCGUUUACGUCCGCCGUCACCGGAUUGGCCUCGUCGUUCUUAUCCUCGGUCCCGACACCGCAGCCGACGCAACCGCCCGCCUCAAACAUGUCGCAGCAGAAACCCGCGGCGGCCAGUAGUCUUCCCCCGUCGCACCCGGCCACCGUAGGGACCCCGCAACCGGCGAGUCUGAGCCAGGAGCAGGAAAUGAGCGGCUCUCAGGUGCCACAGACCGGCACAGAGGCCACGAUGCCCGCGGAGCACACACUGACGGAGGAGGAGGCCCUGCAGCUGGAGCAGGACGUGUGGAAGGAGGAGGAGGCGAUGAGGAUGGAGGAGGAAGAGGUCAGGACGCCUCCCCCGCUGACGGAGGAGGCAGCUCCCACAGAAUCGAUGGGAGAGGAGCAGAGGGACGAGAGCCGGCCGCCAACACCUGUGGAGGAGGAGAGACCUGCAGAGAGUGUUCCCGUUGUAGAGGAGCCCAAAGAGCCUGUGGACCCUGCUGUCAGAGCCAAAGAGAACUGGCUGAGACUCUACAACAAAGUUUUAGAGCAAAUCCGUGAGUUUUAUGUUUUUGCCAUUGUGAAACUCAUGCACUUUGCUCGGGCAUCACCAGAGUUUGUUGAGAGGCUCGAGGAGAAACCUCCAACUCGCUGUGGUUCGGUAAAGGAGGUCUGUAUCGAGCGCUGGUGUUUUAGAGCCAGAGCAGGUCACUUUGGAGAUGAGGAAAGCCUCCUAAUGGGCGGUGCGCUCUACAGUAUCGACAGCAUGCCCGACCUUCGGAAAAGGAAAGCUAUUCCACUGGUCCGAGAUCUGUCUUUGGUUCAGAACUCCCGUAAAGCAGGCAUUACUUCAGCCAUGGCCUCCACCACUCUGGGCAAUGAAGACUUGAAGAGCCACGUUUAUAAGAAAACUCUCCAGGCUCUCAUCUAUCCCAUCUCCUCCACAACGCCACACAACUUUGAGGUGUGGACGGCCACCACUCCCACUUACUGCUACGAAUGUGAGGGUCUGCUUUGGGGCAUCGCUCGCCAGGGGAUGCGCUGCUCCGAGUGCGGGGUCAAGUGCCACGACAAGUGUCAAGACCUGCUCAAUGCCGACUGUCUGCAGAGAGCCGCAGAGAAGAGCUCGAAGCACGGAGCAGAGGACCGAACUCAAAAUAUCAUCAUGGUCCUCAAAGACCGGAUGAAGAUUCGUGAGAGGAACAAACCAGAGAUUUUUGAGCUCAUUCAGGAAGUGUUUGGACUGGACAAGACCACACACGGGGGACACAUGAAGCAGAUUAAACAGAGUGUGCUGGACGGGACUUCCAAAUGGUCCGCAAAGAUCAGUAUUACAGUUGCAUGUGCGCAGGGAUUGCAGGCAAAAGAUAAAACUGGCUCCAGUGACCCAUACGUCACUGUACAAGUGGGAAAGACCAAAAAGAGAACGAAGACCAUCUACGGCAACCUCAACCCAGUCUGGGACGAGUUCUUUCACUUUGAAUGCCACAAUUCAACCGAGCGCAUCAAGGUCCGAGUUUGGGACGAAGACGACGACAUCAAGUCUCGAGUCAAACAGAGGUUUAAGCGCGAAAGCGACGACUUCUUGGGACAGACCAUCAUCGAAGUGCGCACGCUCAGCGGAGAGAUGGACGUCUGGUACAACUUGGACAAAAGAACUGACAAAUCUGCUGUUUCUGGAGCUAUCCGGAUGCACAUAAGUGUUGAAAUCAAAGGCGAGGAGACUGUGGCACCCUACCACGUGCAGUACACCUGCCUACACGAGCAUCUGUUCCAGUACACCACAGAGGACCAGAACAGCGGCGUGGUCAAAAUCCCAGACGCCAAAGGAGACGAUGCGUGGAAGGUGUAUUUUGAAGAGACGGCUCAGGAGAUCGUGGAUGAAUUUGCCAUGAGAUACGGAGUGGAGUCGAUAUACCAGGCUAUGACUCACUUUGCCUGCUUGUCCUCCAAGUACAUGUGCCCUGGCGUCCCUGCAGUGAUGAGCACGCUUCUCGCCAACAUUAACGCCUACUACGCCCACACCACACAGGCGUCCAACAAUGUCUCUGCUUCAGACAGAUUCGCUGCCUCCAACUUUGGUAAGGAGAGGUUUGUCAAACUACUGGAUCAGCUGCAUAACUCGCUCAGGAUUGACCUGUCCAUGUACCGGAAUAAUUUUCCUGCCAGCAGUCCUGAAAGACUACAGGACCUCAAGUCCACUGUUGAUCUGCUCACAAGUAUCACAUUUUUCCGAAUGAAGGUCCAGGAGCUGCAGAGUCCGCCCAGAGCCAGUCAGGUGGUGAAGGACUGUGUGAAAGCCUGUCUCAACUCCACAUACGAGUACAUUUUCAACAACUGCCACGACCUGUACAACAGGGAAUACCAAACUGACCCAUCAAAGGCUGUGCCUCCAGACGAGCAGGGCCCCAGCAUCAAAAACCUGGACUUCUGGUCCAAACUAAUCACUCUCAUCGUGUCCAUCAUCGAAGAGGACAAAAACUCAUACACACCAUGCCUUAACCAGUUUCCCCAAGAACUAAACGUUGGCAAGAUAAGUGCAGAGGUGAUGUGGAAUAUGUUUGCACAAGACAUGAAGUACGCCAUGGAAGAGCACGAAAAGAACCGUCUGUGUAAAAGUGCAGACUAUAUGAAUCUGCACUUCAAGGUGAAAUGGCUGUAUAACGAGUACUGCAAAGAACUCUCCACUUUCCAGAAACACGUGCCUGAAUAUCCGGCUUGGUUCGAGCCGUUUGUGAUCAUGUGGCUGGAUGAAAAUGAAGAAGUUUCGCGAGAUUUUCUCCAUGGAGCUCUGGAGAGGGACAAAAAGGACGGGUUCCAGGUCACGUCGGAGCACGCUCUCUUCUCCUGCUCUGUGGUCGACGUCUUCUCCCAGCUCAACCAAAGCUUUGAGAUCAUCCGCAAACUUGAGUGUCCAGACCCUCAGAUUGUUGGAAACUACAUGAAGAGAUUUGCAAAAACCAUUGGGAAUGUUCUUCUGUCUUAUGCCGACAUCAUUGCCAAGGAGUUUCCUAAUCACCUCAAGAAGGAAAAAGUGCCAUGUAUCAUCAUCAAUAACAUUCAGCAACUGCGGGUUCAGUUGGAGAAGAUGUUCGAGGCCAUGGGAGGCAAAGAUCUCAAUCCCGAAGCCAGUGAUUUCCUCAAGGAUCUGCAAAACAAACUCAAUAACGUUAUGGACGAUCUCAGCCGUAUCUUUUCUGUCAGUUUCCAGCCGCAGAUUACCGACAACGUGAGACAGAUGGGGGACAUCCUUGCGCAGGUCAAAGGACAAACUGUUCCAGCCAAUGGGAGCGUUGUCCAGGAGGCGGACAACGUUCUGCAACCCAUCAUGGACUUCCUGGACAGCAAUCUGUCGUUGUUUGCAAAGAUCUGUGAAAAGACAGUGCUGAAGCGAGUGCUGAAAGAGCUGUGGAAGCUGGUGAUGAACACCAUGGAGAAAAUCAUUGUUCUUCCAACACUCACGGACCAGACGGGAACUCAGAUGAUCUUCAAUGCAGCAAAAGAAUUGGGCCAGCUCUCAAAACUAAAGGAGCACAUGGGGCGAGAGGAGGCUAAAGCUCUUACUCCAAAGCAGUGUGCGGUUAUAGAGCUGGCGCUGGAGUCUAUAAAGCAAUACUUCCAUGCCGGUGGCGUGGGGCUGAAGAAAACGUUCCUGGAGAAAAGUCCGGAUCUGCAGUCUCUGCGUUACGCACUCUCUCUGUACACACAGGCCACAGACAAACUCAUCCGAAAGUUCAUCCUCUCUCAACACGCUCAGGUGCACGGAGGAAAAGGCACCAGGUACACGGCUAACGAGGACACGCCACCGGAAAAACCUGCGGUGGAAAACGUGGGAGAGGUGGUCAUGCACGUGGACAUUUUGCCUCAACCAAAUGGAGAACAUAAAAUUGGCAUCAAAGUGGUGGCUGCCAACGAUCUAAAGUGGAAGGCACAGGGGUUCAGGCCGUUUGUGGAGGUGUACAUCAUCGGCCCUCACCUCAGCGACAAGAAACGGAAAUUCGCAACCAAAUCCAAAAACAACUGCUGGUCUCCAAAGUUUGCAGAGAGCUUCCAAUACUCCCUGGGCACAGAGCUGGGUCCGGAGAACUACGAGCUGCAGGUCUGUGUGAAGGACUACUGUUUUGCCCGCGAGGACCGCUGUGUGGGAAUGUGUGUCCUGCAGUUAAAAGACAUUGUCAAGAAGAACAGCGUCACCUGCUGGCUACCGCUGGAUAGGCGUGUGCACAUGGACGAGACGGGGCUCACUGUGCUGCGGAUCUUGUCUCAGCGCAAUAACGACGAUGUGGCCAAAGAGUUCGUCAAGCUCAAAUCAGACCAGCGCUCAGCCGACGAGGGCCGAAGCUGA
Molecule: messenger RNA, 5700 nt
Organism: Knipowitschia caucasica
Lineage: Eukaryota; Metazoa; Chordata; Actinopteri; Gobiiformes; Gobiidae
Source: the annotation of a GenBank genome assembly